UCUUUCUACGCGCGUUAUAUUGAUUUCUCCAUAAACGUUCAACUUAGUACAUCAAGUGGUUAAAUUAAGCUCAAGUCAAUACAUUUAUUUUUGAACACAUCAUCUGAUAAGCGGGAAAUGCUUGGUCUUAACCUAAUUUAACGUUUGAUGCAUCUUUGAAGACAUGGAUGUGCGUGUUCGGAAAUUAAAAAGUGCGGAGGUUUCUCCGGUAAUGAGCCGAUCUUUGCCGACGAGCCGAACAUUUCCAAGUGGGAAAACCACCACUUGUUUUCAGCAAUGUAUUACUACUAGUACGGAGAGUUUGAAUUCUGAGUCAGCACGCUCGCCGAAGCUAGGACAAUACCGGAAAAUACCGAACAUGGCCGACUGUGAUGUUUGUCGAACAGUUAUUAAAGAAGUGACUACAUUAAAAUGUGUACAUUCCACUUGCGAUAAAUGCCUGGAAAAAUAUAAAAUUGAUACAAAUGGUUGUCCGGUUUGUGAAAUAGACGAUUCGCUGAGCAACUCGAGUAGCGAACGCACCCCAGACGGAUCAUACUCCGUGGAAGAGCUGUUCAUGAAUGACAGUGACUUCGAAAAAGAAACGGAAUUUACCGACAAGGAUUUGAGUGAUUUAGAGGAGAGGGUUUUCCGAAUGAUCAAUGCUAAGCAGGCGCGACUCAAAGAAGAGCAGCUGCGAGUGACGACGGAAGCCGAAGAGGAAAUAAUUAAAAUAAAAGACCAUGUGGCUCGACUGAAAGUACAGAUUGAUGCAAAGGCCGAGGCGUUAGUUCACAGUGUCCAGGAGAGCAAACGACGACACUGUGCCGAUCUAAAACGAAGAGAGAUGGAUAUUGCAAGGUUUACAAAGACCGUUCAGGACUCACUCCUGUGCGCAAGGAACACGUUGAAAAACGCAACAGAGGUCGGAUCGGAAAAACAACGGACAGCUGAAGAAAACUUGAAGAAUCUCGCAAAUAUUGCGGAACAAUUUGUCGAUGAGAAUGUGCACAUACGAUUCAACGCGAAACCCCUAACCGACAGCGCCAUUGAGAGCGUGGUGGGGAAAGUGGGCGUCCGAGUGUUCUUGGGACAGCCGCUCUGCGCCAAACUGCAGAAAACAUUCUUGUUCCCGGCUGCAGUGCUCAGCAUCUGUCCUAUCAGUGGGACACAGGCGUGGAUUGCCUACCAGAAUUAUAUCCAGCUUUGUUCGAAAUCCGGGGGACGCUCCGAGCCGAUAGACAUAGGGGACGACGUGCACGACCUUUCCUUAGAUGAGGGGAAGAACGUUCUUAUCGCAUGCCACACAGGAGUGAAAAUUAUGACCCAAAAUUUCUUGGUACGGACCUUGUUCACAUGCGAGCAACCAGUGCAGGGAAUUGCGUGCAUGAGUGACGGCCGUAUUGUUGCGUGUGUGGGAACAAGUGUAGCUAUUUUCGAUAAAAAUGGAAAGUCGCUCAAGGAUCUGUCACAUAACUGUAUUGGAGAUAUCAAGUUGCCGUAUAAAGUGCGAAUUAACACCGAGGGAGAGAUUUGUGUCUCGGAUUACCAGUCCAGUUUUGGGGACGUCAGUAUUUUUAACAGUAAGGGUGUCGCAAUCGCGAAAAUUCGAACGGAGGGUAUGGCGCCGCGGGGAGUCACGUUCAAUCACCAGGGACUGAUUUACGUUACCGAUUUCCGAGCUGACAGAAUAAAUGUGUAUUCCACUCACGGUCAUUUCUUGCAGACGCUCUUCAACAGUUGCGCCAACGGCAUGUCCGGACCGCUGAGUGUGGCGGUAGAUCCGGCCGGCGACCUCUGGACCGGAGACUGGAAGCGGCGAGUGCGUGUGUACAGUCAGAGCGUGGAGCCAGCGUCGCAGAGCGCGUGCACGUGAUCGCGUCAUUGCGUGGAACCAUCCCUGCAGAAUUCGUGCACAUGCGUGUUAUUGCGUUUCAUCAUUGCUGCAUGACGUGUGUACGUGUAUGUUAUUGCGUGAUACCUGCACCGUAGGAAAUGUUGUUCGUGGUGUGUGAGCAAAGUUUUUGUAGUAUCUUUAAUAUGAGAAUACUUGAAGAACCGCUUGUAGCAACAGCUUGGAACGGCGUUAUCUGAACAAUCAAAUUUUAUACCAACAAUGGGAUUAAUCUAGCUCCAUCUUUGAUACUUGUAUUAAACUUGCAUGUUCAAUUUUUAUGAAAUAAAGUUCUAAAAGUUACAAAGAGCAUUCAAAGCAAUAGGUCCGGAAUGGAAUUGAUUUUAUAAACUAUAAUAAUCCUUCAAUUGUUCGUUAAAGGCCGGUCGAUUGAUUUUGAAUAACUUCUAGAACAUGAAAACCCGAUUUGUUUCUAUUUAAAUAGAAUUGUGUUAUUUGUAUUUUCGUUUCAAAUUUUAUGCUGUAAUAUCUCUACAGACAAGGUCAAACUACAGUAUAAAUUGGGUGAACGAACGCGCAUAGAUAUUCACAUAUUGAUAAAAACUAUGUUGAAAACAUCUUUUGUUAUCCGCUUGAAAAGGGCUCAUUUUUCGACUUUAACUUUAAUACAAAACCCAUGCUCGUAAAUCUGCAUUUAAAUGCUCGAUUGCGGUAACAUAUAAUCGUAAAAACCAGAUUUUGACAAACAUAUGACGUAAUUUAACUAAAGCAUUUUGAUCACAUCAGCAGGAUACGGGCUGACACGUAUAAAUAAUAAUAGAAAACUAAUCUGAAAGUUGAUAGUGAAAAAAAAUAAAAGGCUUGUCGGGUGAGAGCAGAUUCAUGAGGUCAUAAUUCGCCACGCCAUCUUUAACCCAUUUAUGCCUAGUGGGCUGUCUCAUCCUUCUAAAUUGGAUCAAUUUAUUUCCAAAAUUAGGGAUGUCUAGUAUAUUUAGUUCUAUAUUUAGAAUAUUUCUUACAGAAAUUCCUUUAAGCAAACAGCGCAGACCAUAAUGAGACGCCGCAUCAUGCGGCGUCUAAUCUUGGUCUACGCUGUUAGUCAAGGCCGUUUUGCUAGACGCUAGGCGUAAAUGGGUCAAUAGUUGAAAUGGGCCAUGCUCUUUGAACAGCGGGGUUAAUUCAUGUGCGUAAAGUGACGUCCCAGAUUAGCCUGUUUAGUCUGCACAGGCUAAUCAGGGACGACACUUUCCGCCUAAACUAGAUUUUUUGCUAAGAAGUGACUAUAUUUAUACACAAACAAAAUACAAUAAAAGCAGAAAGUGUCCUCCCUGUUUGGCCUGUGCGGACUGCACAUGCUAAUCUGGUACGACACUUUACGCACAUGCAUUAAACCCCCUUUUCGCAGAGCACGGUCCAAAUUUAUUGACACCAAAGAUGCGACGCUGUGAUUUAAAAACCAUAUAAAAAUUUAAAUAAUUUAGUAUUAAUUGUUUCAAACACAUGCUCUAGUAGUGACUAACAUGUACUGUCAUCUUCAGUUAAGAAUAACAAGGGACUAUUAUAAUUAUUGCCCGGAUUAGACCCAGACAUUUCCAGAAUUAUUGUAUCAUUUCCAGGCUUUUUCCGCCCUAUGCCACGGGUCCGAAAUUCGGCCCCAUUCCCAAUGCAAAUCUAGUUGUUUUUUUCCCAAUUGAAAAAAAAAUCCCAAUUCCAAAAUUUUUAUUUUUAUUUUUUUUAACCUUAAAAUGUAUGAGUUAACCUGAUCAAGUGUAGAAAAUAGAAAGUAUUGCAUAAUUAAAUUAUUUGUUGCCUUAAAUUUGUUUUAAAAACUGUAAAAUAUGUUAAUGAUUAUUUAAGACUUUCCUUAUUUUCCUCAAAAUCCGGCGCUUCGCGCGAUUUUUUUUCACCUCAAAUAAGGUCAGGCCUUUUCCCCAAAUUCUGAUUAAAAAACCUGCACUUAUUACACAUGUUCAUAAUAUUUUGUAAAAUUUUAAUAAUAAGUUAUCAAAAUAGUCAUUAUUUACCAGUUAGCGGCUUCUUUGAAAUAUAAGAAACACUUUUCACAUGCGAUAAUUUUUCCCAAUUGAGCCAAUUUUGCGAUUAAUUUUUUUCCCAAAAUGGGGGUUUUCACGACGCGAAAUUCCAGUGUGGCGUUUUCCCAAAAUGGAGCGGAAAAAGCCUCGUUUCUACUUAGCCAGACAUGUUAAACCCAUUGUGCGUAACCGUUCGGUGGAUCGCCUUAACAUAUAGGUUAUCAUUCCUUUUUGUAAACGUUAAAAAUUAUCGUAAAAGUAUGACGAUGUGUUUUGUGUAUUUCAUUGUGACAGUGUGUCUUUUAUACAUUUAGAAGCUGAUUGUGUUACAUGUGUAUGCAUAUACAUGUAUUAUACUUUUUCGUUUGCUGUACUUACCAUAUAAAAUGAAUUGCACGUCCAAUUUGA
Messenger RNA from Dreissena polymorpha, 4275 nucleotides. RefSeq lists its product as uncharacterized. Gene Ontology annotation, molecular function: metal ion binding. NCBI's taxonomy places the organism in Eukaryota, Metazoa, Mollusca, Bivalvia, Myida, Dreissenidae. The record is from RefSeq and is a predicted model, not a curated record. Bases 164 to 1855 code for a protein of 563 amino acids. The transcript has 2 exons.